AUGAUGCACAUGACCUUUUACUGGGGAAUCAAAGCGACAAUUCUCUUCGAUUUCUGGAAAACCGAUUCAUGGCUCAGUUACAUCAUCACUUUGAUCGCUUGCUUCCUCUUCUCCGCCUUUUACCAGUACCUCGAGAAUCGCCGUCUUCAAUUCAAAUCCCUUUCUUCCUCCUCCGUUAAUUCUCCGCCGCCGCCUCCAUCUUCUUCCGGCGUAUCCGCUCCUCUUAUCCCCAAACCCGGAACCAGAUCCGUCGCUAAAACCGCGUCGGUGCUGCUUUUCGGCGUCAACGCGGCGAUCGGUUACUUGCUGAUGCUUGCGGUUAUGUCUUUCAACGGAGGAGUUUUCAUCGCGAUUGUCGUCGGAUUAACCGUCGGGUACCUCGUUUUCAGAUCUGACGACGGCGGUGCUGAUUCCGCGGCGGAGAAUCCUUGCGCCUGUGCUUGA
Molecule: messenger RNA, 444 nt
Organism: Arabis nemorensis
Lineage: Eukaryota; Viridiplantae; Streptophyta; Magnoliopsida; Brassicales; Brassicaceae
Source: the annotation of a GenBank genome assembly